UGGAUUACUGUGAGUUAUGGAUAUUAUGCGUUAUGGUUUUUAAUCAACUUCUGUAUGGUAUUUGUGUUGGAUAAGUAACAUUUUUUGGCCCAUAGGUGUAAAAUAUAAUCAGAUUCGAUGAAAGUGGAAAUGGAGGAAAUCGACGACACCACAAUUUGUGAUUCUGUGAAUUCUUUGGUUGAAGGAUGCAGGCUCCCAGUUCAUAUGACUGGGACUUCAGACUGGCCUUUGGCCGAAAUUAUCAGUAUUAAGGACGUAGAAGGAUCAAAAUUAUAUUAUGUCCAUUACGUUGAUUUUAAUAAACGGUUAGACGAGUGGGUCACUGAGGAAUCUCUAGAUACUCGUAAGGUCCACUUUCCAAGACGGGACGGCGGGAGUAACACUGGAGUAUCAACUCCGAAAAAAAUUCAUAUUGGGGGUGGUGGUGCUGUUGGUUCGGUGUCAAGACCGUCAAGUCCUGUUACAGCCCCACCAGAGUUGGUCAACGGUAGUGCUGUUUUAGCAGCGGCGCUACAAAAACGGAUAAAUAGGAAAAGAAAAGGACCAUCUCUUGAAAGUGAAGAUUCGCAAGAUGGUCCCACACAGAUGCCUCCAGGGCCGAGGCAGUCUGGAAGUAUGGUGUCUCAUCAUGAUGAUGUUGUCACCAGGAUGAAAAACAUUGAUAUGAUUGAAUUGGGAAAACACAGGAUAAAACCAUGGUAUUUUGCUCCAUAUCCACAGGAGAUGGUAAACUUGGGUUGUAUAUACAUUUGCGAAUUUUGCCUAAAAUAUAGAAAGAGCAGAAAGUGUCUUGAACGCCACUUGGUCAAGUGUAAUUUAAGGCAUCCACCCGGAAAUGAAAUUUAUAGAAAAGAAAACGUCUCGUUUUUCGAAAUAGACGGGCGAAAAAAUAAAGUAUAUGCCCAGAAUUUAUGUUUGUUAGCGAAACUUUUCCUAGAUCAUAAAACAUUGUAUUAUGACACUGAUCCGUUUUUGUUUUACGUUAUGACCAUAUUUGAUAAUAGAGGUUUUCAUAUUGUUGGGUAUUUUUCAAAAGAGAAAGAAUCAACAGAAGAUUUUAAUGUUGCUUGUAUUUUAACAAUGCCUCCGUAUCAGCGAAAAGGUUACGGAAAAUUACUAAUCGAAUUUAGUUAUGAAUUAUCAAAGUUCGAAGGUAAAACCGGUUCCCCCGAGAAACCUCUUUCCGAUUUAGGUUUAUUAUCAUAUAGAAGUUAUUGGGCACAAGCUAUUUUAGAAAUUUUAAUAUCAAUGAAACCCGUAGGUGAUAAUGAGAAGCCACAAAUAACGAUUAAUGAAAUUUGUGAGUUAACAAGUAUUAAAAAAGAAGAUGUCAUCUCAACUUUACAAAAUUUAAAUUUAAUCAAUUAUUAUAAGGGUCAAUAUAUUAUUACCUUAAAUCAGGAAAUUAUGCAAAGUCACAAAAAAGCCAUGGAUAGCAGACUUGUCAGAAUCGACCCUAAAUGUCUGCAUUGGACACCCAAAGACUGGGGAAAACGCGCUAAGUGGUAGAUUAAUAAAUAUUUUUUUUACA
Molecule: messenger RNA, 1531 nt
Organism: Tribolium madens (black flour beetle)
Lineage: Eukaryota; Metazoa; Arthropoda; Insecta; Coleoptera; Tenebrionidae
Gene: Tip60
Product: histone acetyltransferase Tip60
Exons: 6
Coding region: 118-1509 (463 amino acids)
Biological process (GO): regulation of DNA-templated transcription
Molecular function (GO): histone acetyltransferase activity
Source: RefSeq, a predicted model, not a curated record